This is a messenger RNA of Notolabrus celidotus (New Zealand spotty), 3318 nucleotides long. Its product is annotated as calcium-responsive transactivator-like. The transcript is spliced from 10 exons. Gene Ontology annotation, molecular function: transcription coactivator activity. NCBI's taxonomy places the organism in Eukaryota, Metazoa, Chordata, Actinopteri, Labriformes, Labridae. Gene Ontology annotation, biological process: positive regulation of dendrite morphogenesis; positive regulation of transcription by RNA polymerase II. Bases 84 to 1232 code for a protein of 382 amino acids. Gene Ontology annotation, cellular component: nucleus. The record is from RefSeq and is a predicted model, not a curated record.
ACACUAUGAAGCCAAAUAGAAGGUUGCGCUCAUGAUAAUAAAUAUUAGAAUAAAAGAAGCGCUUUUAUUUCCCAUAUGACAACAUGUCGGUGGCAUUUUCAUCGGCUCGCCCCAGGAGUAAAGGGGAGGUGACACAGCAAACCAUUCAAAAGAUGCUGGAUGAAAACAACCAUUUAAUACAAUGUAUAAUGGACUACCAAAGCAAAGGGAAGACAGCUGAAUGCACACAGUAUCAGCAAAUACUGCACAGAAAUCUUGUUUACCUGGCCACGAUAGCAGAUUCCAAUCAGAACAUGCAGUCAUUACUACCUGCGCCACCCACAGCUAAUAUGUCUAUGGGUCCUGGAGGGAUGGGUCAGAGUGGAGGACACGCUCCAAGCAACCUAAAUGACAACAUGGCACCAGGACUGCCCCCCACAUCAAUGAUGCAGAGCCAAAUGAGCAAUGGCCCCAGCCAUGCCCCCAUGCAGCAGCAGCAUCAGCAGCAGUCUGGUCAGGUGCAGUCGACUAUUCCCCCUGCAUCGCUCAGCGGCUACAGCAGCCCGACCUCUGCCCCCGGCUACAGCCAUGCUGCACCCUCCUCCCAGAACAGCAUGAUCCAGGGCCCUGUGCCUGGCUAUGGUUCCUCCUCCUCUUCUUCCGCCACAUCCUCCUCUUCCUCCUCCUCCCGCAGCAACCUCAACAUUCAGUCUAACCAAGUCACCAUGAUGCACCAACAGUCUGCCACUCCGCACUAUUCCUCAGCCCAGGCGGGGGGGCAACACUAUCAGGGACAGCAGGCCAUGGGCAUGAUGGGUCAGGGGAGUCAGGGGAACAGUAUGAUGCCUCAGAGACCCAUGGGAUCCUACCGCUCCUCACAGCAAGGUCAUGGAGAGUACUCAUAUCAACAGUCUUCAUACGGUGAUCAAGGCUACGACAGGUCUUUUGAUGACUCAUCACAGCAUUACUAUGAAGGAGGUAACUCUCAGUACAGCCAGCAGCAGGCUCAGUACCAGCAGGGCUCUGGCCAGCAGCAGCCCUUCAGCCAGCAGCAGUACUCGUCUCAACAAGGCUACAGCGGGCAGCCACAGGGAUACGGUCCUGGACAAGGUGGAUCCUCUCAGUAUCCUCAGUAUCAGCAGAGUCAAAGCCAACAGUACGGAUCUUACCGCUCCUCCCAGGGAGGCCCUGGAGCACAGACGCAGAGGCCCUAUGCUUACGAACAGGGUCAGUAUGGAAAUUAUCAGCAAUAAGACACCACAGCGUUUUCCAGUUGGACGAAGUGAAAAUGGGACAUUUUAACCGCGACUGGCUCAGCUGUUGAGAGGAUGAUCUGGCAGCAUUGUGUUUUUUUAAUCUUCUCAUUAACAGUCAUUUUAGCUAAGAACAGAUCAACUAGUCGUUUGAUGCUUUUGUUACUGUUUUGCUCACUACAGGGUUGUUGCCAGUAGCUUGAGGUGUGUAGCACUCUUGAUGGCUGAAAAUUCAAACUGCUUGAAUUGAGCAGUAUCGCCUCGUCGAAUUUUACCUCUGUAUCCCUCUUUUUCUCUUCUGUCUUUGCUUUUCACUCGUCUUAACCUGUCUCCUGCUUUUAAUUUGAACUUUAUUUCACAAGCCACCUUUUUUAUUAUUCCUUUUGGUGCUAAAAGCAGGUCAGUGGAUUUAAAAAGCAAAUAAGAAGGCUUGAAAUGUCCCUUUAUAUUUACCUAAAUGACUUAAAGCAGCUGUUAAAGCAUGCUAUUACAUGUCAUGAUGAGGGAAAUUGAUUUAACAAAGGUGAAAAUGUUUGUCUGAGACCUGACUUGAUCAGGGGGUUUAUUAUUAAUUCAACUGUGAUGUGUUGCUGUGUAUUCAAACAUCAUGUGUUUUCACUGUUCUUAAGUCUUACAGUAGUCAUAGGCACAUCCAGACUUAAAAAGUGUGUAUCAUUGUCCAUGAUAAUCAUGCAUCGUGGUAGUACUGUUGACACUGUGUUUUCAUUGGAGUUAGUCUACACAGACAUUGUUAGUGUGUAAAGAUUAGAAUGGUUCACUAAUCUGAUGCCAUUACAUCUUAAUUUGACAUACAUAUUGCCACUUUGUCAGCACUUUACUUUACAGUGACUGUUUAUGUGUCAUCUCAUAUUUUGUAUUGUAUUGGAUUCAGGCUGUUAAUACAAAUGAUCCUCAAAAAGCCAAAGUAACACAGGAACAGAGCAGCUGUGUGUCCUGCACCUCUACUUCAACUCGUGCAAUACACUAGGUCAGUCAUGUUAAAGUUUGUUCUUAUAAUGAGCGCACAAUGAUUAUCAUUAUUUGUACUUUCUUGACAGACAACAAUGGAAGAAGUUAGGGCUGAUUUGUCUAAUGUUUUAUGGUAGGUUGUAGGUUUUAACUUAUGUCAUAUUUAAGGUAAUUAUUUUCUGUAAAGAUAUGUAACUUAAGGAUAGAUUAUGUGAAGUUUUUCAUUACAAAUGCGAAGUUUACACAUUCUUUUUCAAUGAAAACUUUAACCAUCAUCUUUUGCAUUAGUUGUAGAACAUAAUGUUAAGAAAUAAUUGAAGUGUUAAAAGUGUAGAAAAGGUAUUGAAAGUUAAUUCUUAGAGUUCUUAGUGUACAUGUUGUACACUUGCCUUAUUUUAUCUGUCUAUCUAUCUAUCUAUCUAUCUAUCUAUCUAUCUAUCUAUCUAUCUAUCUAUCUAUCUAUCUAUCUAUCUAUCUAUCUAUCUAUCUAUCUAUCUAUCUAUCUAUCUAUCUAUCUAUCUAUCUAUCUAUCUAUCUAUCUAAUCUUUUGUGUUUAUUUUUACUUAUAAGAACAUAAAAGGUAAGACAACAGCUCUGGCUCAUCGCAAAUCACUGUUUCUAACUGUUAAAUAAGACUUUAAGGUAUCCCCAUGAGAGUCCAUCAUUGCAGUUUAUUCUGAAUUACCUCAGAUUGGUAUAAUAACACAAACAUUUCAGUCAUUUUGCAGGGUAAAUCAAGUAUGACAGAUACCUGGCUGUUAAACAGCUAAAUAACUUUGUGCCGCUCGACAGUGACAAUCACAUCCCUCUCCAUACCACUGCAUUGAUUCAAUUUCAGUGUUUCAUUUUACUGUAAUUUCAACAGGUAAGCAUGAUUUUCCCAGUUCUGUGUAGUGUAUCACCAGAGUUUUGGGCGGUACACCUUGUUUAUGUGUGAGAGAGUGAGUGUUUGUGUAAGAUAACACACGGGAGAGAGACAGAAAGAUUGUGAGUUAGAGAGAGUAAAGUUUCUGUGUAUAUUCAAAAUAUGAAUGUCGUUUACUUAUUCAUUGAAGACUGGCUGAUCUUUUCUGCUGUCUUUUGUUACUGUUUGUGAUAUUAAAAGAAACUAACGACA